Penicillium expansum is the source of this 627-nucleotide messenger RNA. Its product is annotated as putative glutamine-serine rich protein MS8. Bases 1 to 627 code for a protein of 208 amino acids. The transcript has 3 exons. The record is from RefSeq and is a predicted model, not a curated record. Gene Ontology annotation, cellular component: outer membrane. Lineage: Eukaryota; Fungi; Ascomycota; Eurotiomycetes; Eurotiales; Aspergillaceae.
AUGUCGUACGGUGGACCCUCGCAGAAUCAAUACGGCGGCAGUGCCAGUUAUUAUGAACAGCAAGGCCAAGGACACUACCCCCCUCAGCAGGGACAUUCCCCUCAACCACAGCAAGGAUAUUACCCACCAGAGGGUCAGCAGGCUUACGGUCCGCCCCAACACGGCCAACAUCCAGGACCAUAUGAUCAACAAGGCGGUCAGGGAUACCAGACAUACCCCCCGCAGCACCAGCAGGGCCAAUACCCUCCCCAAGGCAGUCCUGGAUACGGCCAGCCUCCCCAGCAACAGCAGUACCCGCAAAGCGGCGGCGGCGAGAGCUCCGCGUACUAUGGCGGCGCACCCCAGCACCAGCAAGGACAGCCCGGUGCUGUAGGACCAGAGGGCGACAGGGGCCUUGGGUCGACGCUGCUUGGUGGCGCGGCUGGUGGGUUCGUGGGAAAUAAGCUUAGCCACGGUAUACUUGGUACCGCAGGCGGUGCUGUUCUGGGUGCUGUUGGUAUGAAUAUGGCGACUAAGCUUGGGAAGGAACACAAGAAGCACAAGAAGGAGAAGAAGCAUAAGAAGGAUAAGAAGCACAAGCGGAAGGGCUCCAGCUCCAGCUCUAGCUCUUCCUCUGAUAGCGACUAA